Linderina pennispora is the source of this 1428-nucleotide messenger RNA. RefSeq lists its product as uncharacterized. Bases 1 to 1428 code for a protein of 475 amino acids. The record is from RefSeq and is a predicted model, not a curated record. The transcript is spliced from 4 exons. NCBI's taxonomy places the organism in Eukaryota, Fungi, Kickxellomycota, Kickxellomycetes, Kickxellales, Kickxellaceae.
AUGAGCAUAGCGCUGGUGUCCAUGGACGGCACGCUAAAUCUGGAUCUGACAGAAAGCGGACAGCGGCUACUCGAUGGUGCGAACACGCAGCGGCCGGGGGUGUUCCGCAUACAGGCCCAGAUGUUCAGCAUGCUGGAUUCUCUAACGGUGGCAUUGCAUUCAGCCCCGCUGCCGGCACAGGCAGUGUUCUCGGACAACCAUGGCCAUGUUCAGUCGUUUGCUUGUGCCCCGAAGCCUCGGUUUGGGCAGAUCGGCGGCACAGCCACUGUGGCGGCCGAUCGCGGCAGGCUCUUGGCACACUUUGCCAGGCCAGCACCCAGCUCAUCGCCAUACCUGCACAAAUCCCAGGGCCCGCUCGCUCCGCACCCAGCCGCCAUAGACCAGCCCUAUCCGACAGCAGGUACGGACGGGUUCCUGACAAUAUCAUUCUACAGCUUCUUUAAUAUCCCCUCAGAGCACGUACAGCCAGCGCGGGACAAGAUCCAGAACGAGUGGAGCACGGACCUGGGGAUUGUCGGGCGAAUCUACAUCUGCGAGCAAGGGAUCAACGCGCAGCUCAGCGUGCCGCAGGAGAACGCGCUGAAGCUGCGGCAGUGGCUCGAGGACUCGCAGAUGUUCCGCGGGAGAAUUCCUAAAUUCAACUGGGCAAUCGACCACCGCAAGUCGUUCAAGGCUCUGCAUGUGCGUGUCAGGCCGCUGGUGGCCACGGGCGCGCCCCUCAGGCUGGAGGAGCUGGCGCAUGAGCCCGAGUACCUGAGCCCCGAGGCGUGGGAGAACGAGCUGAAUCAGAUCAAGGAGUCUGGUGCGCAGCCGUUGCUGAUUGACAUGCGCAACAACUACGAGUUCCGGAUCGGCCGGUUCGAGGGCGCCGUGUGCCCGGAUGUCGACACGUUCCGUGACGAAAUGGCGGUCGUGCGGGACCUGUGCGCCGACAAGAACACACCAAUCCACAUGUACUGCGCCGGCGGAAUCCGGUGCUCGGUCGCCGGUGCCAUUCUCAAGUCGGAAGGCUACGCAAACGUCAAGACGCUGAAGGGCGGGGUAAUCGCAUAUGGCAGACACAUCCGCGAGCAGCAGUCACCGCAGUCGAUCUUCCACGGCAAAAACUUCACCUUUGACAAGCGGCUGGGCGAAGAAGUCACCAGCGAGAUUCUGACCAAGUGCGACCAGUGCGGGGGGCCCUGCGAUGUGUUCACAAACUGCGCCAACACCAGCUGCAAUCUCCUGUUUGUGCAGUGCGAAAAGUGCGCAGAGAAACACAAGCAUACGUGCGGCAACGAGCUGUGCAUUGAGCGCGCCGGCAUGUCGCACGACGAGCUCAUCAAGAACCGCAUGCCGCCGCUCUGGGACUACCGCACGCGCGUGCGGCCCGAGGAAGCAUUCGGCCCCGACGGCAUCGCCCGGCCCAAGAAGAAAAUGACAGCAUAG